AUGGCAAUUUCGGAUCUCAAGUAUGUUGUCAAUAAAUCUGAAGAAGAGAAAAAUCAUCGUGCUCUUAUUGGAAAAAGACGGUACCAGUUUUUAAAAAACGAAUUGGAAUCUGAGAAGGACAUAUUGGAGCCCACUCAAAAGCAAAAUCGGCGUCAAACAAGAUAUGGGAAAAAUAUCCCGGACUAUUCCGAACAAGAAUCUGCUCAUGAGCCUGAAAAAAGAAUACACAUAACACGACCUGAAUUACGAUCACACCAUGCAACCAAGUACAGAUAUGAUAGACCAGAGAUUGAUAACAUAAGAUUUGUGGAAAAUUAUGACGAGGAAACUGAAUUGUUUUUCAAACCUUCUGAUAUAUCUACAAUUAAGGAGAUAGUUACGGGUCUAUGA
Acaulospora morrowiae is the source of this 390-nucleotide messenger RNA. NCBI's taxonomy places the organism in Eukaryota, Fungi, Glomeromycota, Glomeromycetes, Diversisporales, Acaulosporaceae. The record is from the annotation of a GenBank genome assembly.